UCGGACUCGGUCGUCGUCGUAAGCGGCCGAAAUAAUUCACGAAAUAUUAUAUUGUUGAAAGGCAUGGAGUAUAGCUUACUAAAUUAUUGUGUUCAGUGAAUGCAAACGCGUGUGUGGUUUAAUUGAUAUUAUCGUAAGCGCAGUUAUCGACAAUAAAAUGUCUUUUGUUAACAUAAAGAAGCAAUAUCUAGCAAUGGGAAUGUUAGUUUUCGUCUUACUGUUUUUAUUUAAUAACAAGCCGGCUUUUCAGUGUCAAUUUAGUCCUGAAAUGUCUAGUUAUUUGCCGCCGAUAUACGGAGGGUUACCACCGACAUACGCUCGUCUCGCACAGAAAGCUGAUCUCACAAGGUUAUCACAAACAUUGUCAUUGGUGAAGAAUUUUCACUGGAUCGUCAUCGAGGAUUCAGAGACCAAGACAAAAUUGGUAGAGAAUCUCCUAAAAGAGUCCUCACUCAAAUACACACAUCUCAAUGUGAAAACACAUAAGGCGAAACAUUCGCACGGGGCAAGUGGAGUGGAACAAAGGAAUGCGGCACUGGAAUGGCUUAGAGGUUAUUUAGAAACAGCGGAGGACAAAAAAGGUGUGGUUUACUUCAUGGAUGAUGAUAACACAUACUCUCUGAAAGUAUUUGAAGAGAUGCGGAAAAUCAACAAAGUAGGCGUGUGGCCAGUGGGCAUCGUGGGUGGGAUGCGUGUGGAGAUGCCGCUAGUCACCAACGGCAAAGUGACUGGCUUCAAUGCGGUCUGGAAGCCCUUCAGACCGUUCCCGAUCGACAUGGCCGGGUUUGCUAUCAACGCCACCUUGUUCCUUGAUCAUCCAGACGCGAAGUUCUCGAGGAAGGUGCAGUCUGGAUUCCAGGAGAGCGAAAUAUUGAAAUAUUUCACAACGAAAGAAGAGAUGGAACCGCUAGCCGACAACUGUACCAAAGUGUACGUAUGGCACACACGCACACAGAAACCUUCUAUACUCAACGUGAAGAAGUUGAAACACACACCUGUACCGGACGAUCACAUCGAGGUAUGAUUUGGUUGCAGUUUUAAUGUUGAAACGCGUGGUAAAAUGAACUCUAUGUUCAUAUAUAUUUGGUCUCUAAACCGCUAGUUUUUCGCGGAUUUAGGAUUACAAUUUGGCGGAAUAAAAUAUUGGAGAAAUUUCCUAAUUGGAAUAGGUACAGGUUUUUUCUUUAUGUAGUACGAAAAAUGUAUGAAAUAAUAUUGUGUAGGGGCAUGGUACCCUAAAUAAUAUUUUGAUUUUUUUAUGACACUCCUUGUUGUUUUAAUAUCGGCUUGAAUGUGAACAAAUUAUGUUCCAGUCGCUUAAAUUUAGAAAUUCAAGAAUAAUGAGUUUUUUUUAAAUUUAUUUAUUGGUAACGAAAAAUAAAUAUUUUUAUUAUUUUACUAAACAAAUUUGAAUGACUAUAUAUAAAGUAUGCAACAUGUUAUUUUGAACUUGAUCGCGUGAAACUUUUUAAUUGUGGAGAAAGGUUAAUAAAUUGUGAAUAAUACGUAUACUCAGAAAAGAUACGAAGUGUACUUUGAAAAGUAGUGGAGGCUUAUAAAAUUAAAUUUAAGUCUUUACUAAAAUUAUAUUGACAAGAAUACAAUAAUUUAUGGUGAUUGUCGCUUCAUUUACAAAAAAUAUUUUAGUAACCAUUGUUUUAUACAUCAAAAUUUCCUUUUUUUUUUUCAUUCAAAAUAUAAUAAGUCUUACUUAUAUAAUCACUUUGAUGAAUUAUUAAAGUUUUUGUCAUUUCAAAUUCAUUUAUAAAUUAUUAUUCGUUCAGCUUUUGGCUCGCCACUCAGAUUACUUAUGCGUAAUAUAAGAAUAUAAUCACAUAAAUUGAAGAUCAAAUGCUAAGCUUUUGCCGUAAAAAAAAGCUAAUUAAUUAUUCGGUUUGGUAAUAAUCAUUGAAAAUUUAUAAUAAAAUGGCAUUGUCCGCAUACAUUAAUCAUAGCUGAUAUUUUAGUAUUUUAAUUGAAAUACAAUGCAAUAUGUUAGUAAUUUAUUUAUUCCUGAUGAACAAAAUAAUUCUAAUAUAAAUAUUUAUUUAUUUCAUUCGACAAUCGAUUAAUAUAUUUUGUUGUUUAAAUAAGAGGCUAACACCUCAUUUUAAUUAAUAAAUUCGUGUUGACUCGUGUAUCACAUCACAACAUAAUAAAUUAUCUCAUUAAAAUAAACAUUUUCCAAUGAACUCAGUAUUAAAUUUAAUUACAUUUAAUACUUUAGAUUUAAUUGUGACAAAAAUGUAUAUUCUUUGCACGAAUAGUAAACGCUAGAUGAUUUAUUUGUAAUAAUUUUAAGGCAACGUUUAGAUCCAGGGCUGGCGCUUAUAUGGCGGAGCGCAGCGCAGAGAUUAUUUUGCUUUGCUCCGCCAUAUAUGCGUCUGCCUUAAAUCGGGUAUUUCGACGCAAAGAAGCCAUUUAUUAAAUUAUCUAAUUUAUGGCCCCAUGAACGUGUGAGUUCUAGAAUGUCAAUCGCUAUAAGGCUUUGCGAACGAAUCUAGGUGGGCAACGGCUUGACUGUGCCUCUGGCAUUGCUUUAGUCCAGGGACGGCGGAUGCUGCUUAACAUCAGGCCGACCGCUCGCUCUUUUGCCUACUAAGGCUAUAAAAAAAAAA
Messenger RNA from Manduca sexta (tobacco hornworm), 2618 nucleotides. RefSeq names its product galactosylgalactosylxylosylprotein 3-beta-glucuronosyltransferase I-like. Gene Ontology annotation, molecular function: galactosylgalactosylxylosylprotein 3-beta-glucuronosyltransferase activity. The coding region runs from base 158 to 1024 and encodes 288 amino acids. Gene Ontology annotation, biological process: carbohydrate metabolic process; chondroitin sulfate proteoglycan biosynthetic process. The record is from RefSeq and is a predicted model, not a curated record. NCBI's taxonomy places the organism in Eukaryota, Metazoa, Arthropoda, Insecta, Lepidoptera, Sphingidae. Gene Ontology annotation, cellular component: Golgi membrane. The transcript is spliced from 5 exons.